Molecule: messenger RNA, 1980 nt
Organism: Cololabis saira (Pacific saury)
Lineage: Eukaryota; Metazoa; Chordata; Actinopteri; Beloniformes; Belonidae
Product: YEATS domain-containing protein 4
Exons: 7
Coding region: 157-837 (226 amino acids)
Biological process (GO): regulation of DNA-templated transcription
Source: RefSeq, a predicted model, not a curated record
AUCUACUUCCGGUUUGCUAACAUGGAGCGGUUUAUUGUGUAAACUCACAUUUGUUUUGCUUCAAUGGCAGGUCUAACUGAGCUGGAAACAUGCUGGGCCAAUAAUUGACUUGUAGUGUGUGCUACAGGUCGGAUGUAACCGGGUCGGCACUGUAUUAUGUUCAAAAAGAUGACAGAAUUUGGUCCAGAUUCCGGGGGGCGCGUUAAGGGAGUGACUGUAGUGAAGCCGAUUGUGUUUGGGAAUGUUGCUCGGUACUUUGGGAAGAAGAGGGAGGAGGAUGGACACACGCACCAGUGGUCUGUGUAUGUGAAGCCUUACAGGAACGAGGAUAUGUCUGCCUAUGUGAAGAAGAUCCAGUUCAAGCUACACGAGAGCUAUGGCAAUCCUUUGAGAGUGGUCACUAAGCCUCCAUAUGAGAUCACAGAGACAGGCUGGGGGGAGUUUGAGAUCAUCGUUAAGAUAUUUUUCAUCGAUCCCAAUGAAAGAGCUGUGACUCUGUACCACCUGUUGAAGCUGUUCCAGUCAGAUUCCAGUGCUAUGCCCAAGAAGACUGUUGUGUCUGAAUUCUAUGAUGAAAUGAUCUUUCAAGAUCCCACAGCCAUGAUGCAGCAGCUGCUGACCACAUCAAGACAGCUCACCCUGGGAGCCUAUAAGCACGAAACAGAGUUUGGUGAGCUGGAGCAGAGGACAAAGGAGAAACUGGAAGCAGCAAAGAAGAGAACAAGUCACGAAAUCACAGAGCUGAAAGACAAACUAAAAGCCAGCAGAGAAAACAUCAACCACCUUAAGGCAGAAAUCCGGAAACUGGAAGAGGAUGGAGAUCACAAAGAGCACUGAGACACACACAGAGGUGUGACUCUCUCGCGAGACUCAGCUUGUAUUGUGUUCCUCCGUUCUCAUCUCUGAGUUCAAGAUUAUGCUUUGUAGCUUGUUUUGUGACUUGUUACUUCUUUUCUGGUUAAAUUAACUCUUUCAUAUACCGUAGGCAGGUUUUACUUGUCACUGAAACCUCCAAAACUUGUUGUUGUUCUGAUAUUUUUUGUUCUAGUUUCCAUUAUGAAUUAAUGUCAUUGUGCCUGUUUUUUUUUCUUGGUGUCUCUUUUUUAUAUCUCAUAUGGCACUUUUUAUAUAAAGUAAAUGUGUUAAUUUGGUGCCCAUCUCUGGGUCUUAUAUUGAAACAUUCUGCUUUGAUAAGCUUGUUCGUGAAAUGAACCAACUUGUUUGUCCACUUGUAAAUACUGAGGUUAAUAGGGACUUGACUUGAGUUUUUAAGUUUCAUUAAGUUAGGUAACUGAUCUAUUAUUAAGAUUCCUUGCAAAGGAAAGGUGACGUUUCCUGUUCUGCUCAGUGCUCAUCUGAUCACAUGGAGAAAAAAAUAAUUUUCUUCUGUUUAGUGACGUUUAGAGACAAACCUUUCACUUAAUAUUGGUAUGAUCAUUUACAAACUUUUAAGCAGAAACACCUCUUUUAAAGAUAAUUACAAGUGUUAUUCACUAUGAUAAGGUUUUCUUUAUUAUGGUUAUUAUUGUAUUAAAAUAAGAGCCCUACCAUGGCUGAAACAGAAACAGUGUUAAUAUGGACAAACCCAAGCAGUGAACACAAUGCUUUUCGAUUUGACCUGCUCUCACAUGAUGUAAUGGAUCUGAUGUAGGCCGUUCACUAUAAUGGUGAGCUGUUUUUAAUGUAGGUGGCGAUGAAAAACUAAAGCCAAUCACAACCCCAAUUCAUAGAAGUUUAUCUUUCACGUUAUACGUGCCGAUAUGAUCCUGUUUGUAUCUGAUCCUCUAGUUUUGUCUGUGAUAUUCUUGUUCUAUGUCAUCUUAGUUACAUACUCUGGUAACUUUAUGUUUAUUCAAGAGUCCUAUAAAUGAUAAGCUCAGUUGGAAAGUUGUCAGCUAGCUUCAAGUGCAUUCUGCAUCUGUCUGACCCUCUGGAAAGAUUAUUUUGAUUUUUCAAUUAAAAUACAAAUAUGGCACAUUU